AUGGAAGGUCAAGUUAUCCGUACUCAUCAUGAGGGAAUGUGUCACUUGGGGGUUGAAAAAUGCUUUGAACUUUUAUCCGGAAGUUACUGGUUCCCUAAUAUGAAGACAAAAGUUAAAGACUAUAUUAAAACUUGCCUGAAGUGCAUCUACUUUUCUCCGGAAUCCGGUAAAACUCGAGGUAUAUUGCACUCAAUACCGAAGGGUAACAUGCCUUUUCAUACUUUGCAUAUAGACCAUCUCGGUCCUUUGUCAACUGGAAGCAAGAAACAUCUGUUUUGUGUUAUUGAUGGGUUCACAAAGUUUGUAAAACUUUACCCAGUAAAGACCACGAACACAAAAGAAGCCGCAACAUGCCUUCAAUCUUAUUUUGAAAAUUAUUCUCGACCAAUUCGAAUUAUAUCCGAUCGUGGAUCUUGCUUUACGUCUAAAGAAUAG
Messenger RNA from Episyrphus balteatus (marmalade hoverfly), 435 nucleotides. RefSeq names its product protein NYNRIN-like. Gene Ontology annotation, molecular function: nucleic acid binding. The record is from RefSeq and is a predicted model, not a curated record. Bases 1 to 435 code for a protein of 144 amino acids. The transcript has a single exon. Gene Ontology annotation, biological process: DNA integration. Lineage: Eukaryota; Metazoa; Arthropoda; Insecta; Diptera; Syrphidae.